Molecule: messenger RNA, 2628 nt
Organism: Bacidia gigantensis
Lineage: Eukaryota; Fungi; Ascomycota; Lecanoromycetes; Lecanorales; Ramalinaceae
Exons: 5
Coding region: 1-2628 (875 amino acids)
Biological process (GO): Golgi organization; autophagy; cytoplasm to vacuole targeting by the Cvt pathway
Cellular component (GO): membrane; cis-Golgi network; COG complex
Source: RefSeq, a predicted model, not a curated record
AUGUAUGAUGAUGCCUCAUACUACUAUCCGUCCCAUAAUGCAUCUCCCUCACGCCAGCAGCCCACCAAAGUGAAACAUAAGAGGAGACAAUCGCUGCUGGAAAAGCCCGCCGUCAAUGAGGGAACGCAAGCUGAUGGUCGCUUAGAUGGGCCAGGUCUCGGAUCCGUAAAAGAGGUUGGACAGUUGGGUCCCCCUGAAGCAACCUUGAAGAAACGAGCUCAGUCGUACACCGAUUUCCACUAUGCUGCGACGGCGAUACUACGGCAAGAUCUGAAGCACGAAGUCAGAUUGAGCAACCCUAGGACAUCGAAGGAUGAUCAAGAUAUUUCGACCGAAGAUCCAGAGGAGUUACACAAUGAUUUGGAUUUUGCGGAUCAGUUACACGCAUCUGAAGGGAUGUUGCUGGAAUCGAGCCAUGAAAAUUACUCACAGUACUUGAGACAAUUGGUUGCUUCUGAGAGCCACCUCGAAGGGCUUUUAGCUGAGACUUCGUCGUCGCUCGAUCUCCUAGAUGACCUUUCCAAUUCAUUUAAAGCUGUCGAGGCACAGACCAGCACGUUUCAAAAGCAGUGCGAAGGGUUGUUAGAAGAACAAAAGCGAAUUGAAACACUGGCGAACGAGAUCGACCAGAAUCUUAAAUAUUAUAAUUACCUGGAACCUGCCACCAGAAGGCUCAAUGCUCCAGGAGCCGGAAGCCUUGUGAGAAGCGAAGAGUUCUCCGAGAUGCUAACGCGUAUCGACCACUGUCUAGAUUUCAUGGCAGCUCACCCCAAGCACAAAGAAGCGGCGACAUAUCGAUCCCACUAUAGGCUACUGAUGACCAGAGGGUUGACUCUAAUUCGUGUUAACUUUAUCAACGGUCUUCGUGAUAUCGCUUCAGACGUGUCUCGCCGGAUAGCUGACAAGCAACUGAACGACACUACUAUGUCUGCCCUUUUAUAUGCCAAAUUCCGCGUCGGUGCUGCCGAGCUCAAGGAGGUCGCCCAGGAAAUCCGUAAGCGGGCAAUCUUACCUGCCAGUGUUCAAGCCGGUGGCGAAAGUGAAUAUCAAGGACUCAUGAACGAGCUUUACACUAGUUACUCGGCAACACGCGGUAAGCUUGUGAUACCGCUCGCCCGAAAAAGGAUAGGGGACAUUGCCAUGGCUCCAAGUACUUCAAAAGAUCUUGUCUCAUUUGCACGUAGUGCCAUUGGCUAUACAAAAGGUGUCUGUUCCGACGAAUAUGAUCUUUGGAGGGAAUGGUUUGUGGGUGAGGAAGGAAUGUACGACUUUCUUGAAUCCGUUUGCGAGCCGCUUCAUGAUCAUCUCCGACCGCGCAUUAUUCACGAGGUUCAAUUACUGAAGCUCGCCGAACUCUGCACGCUGCUUCAGAUGCGUUAUAUGCAUGAUCAAGAUGAGGACGCAGAACCCUUGGAGGCCAACCAGCUCGAUUUCUCUGUUCUUAUUCGCCCAGCAUUGGAAGACGCUCAAACAAGACUCGUAUUCCGGACACAGUCGAUACUUCGUGAUGAAAUUGAGAGAUACAAGCCAAAGAAAGAAGAGCUUGACUACCCAACUCGCAAUCGGCAGGUCUCACUCUCUGGUACAAAGUCUCAAAAGACUCCAACGUCCGGCAGGAAGGCUUCCAACCCUGAGCCAUCGACCCCGAUGCCUAAGACCCCAAUGAUCGUAGAAGAAGGUGACUCACCCACAGGCCGCUGGAACUUCGAUACCGAAGCCGCAUUUCAAGGCUGGUAUCCAACUCUCCGCAAAGCAAUUUGGUUACUCAGCCGUAUUUACCGCCUUGUCAAUUCCACAGUUUUCGACGACUUAGCCCACACUAUUGUCUUCACAACUGUCCACUCCCUCCUGAGCGCCUCUCAAUCUAUCUCCUCUCUGACCCAUCGCACUCCGUCCGAUGGCCGCCUCUUCCUCAUCAAACACCUCCUAAUUCUGAAAUCUCAAAUCGUCGCCUUCGAUAUCGAAUACGUCACUCCGGACAUCGCCUUCGAUUUCUCUAAUCUAACCAAUACUUUCUACGAGCUACGCGAGCGUGGUGGACUAUUCGACCCUCGCAAUUGGUUCCGCCUCGUCCGCGAAGGCCUGGUCGGCGGUGGGCUACUUCCUAAGGUUGUAGAGAACAUGUUCGACGCCAAGGUCGAGCUCGACGGAAGACUCCGAAGCGUCAUCAAUGAGUUCACGGCAGGUUUUGCGAAUGCGAUCACGGCGCCUAUCAAUGCUUCUGCUCUAGCGAGCCCGAGAUUCGAUGCCAUGGCCGCUGUAGGCAAGAUUCAGGAGAUUGCGGGGAAAGAGGUGCCGACGCUGCGGAGGAAGUUGGAUGAGUAUCUCGAUGAAAACAGGACGAAGGAGACGUUGGUUGCUGCCGUGCAGGAGAUGGUAGUGGGGAAUUAUGAGGGGUUCUAUGAUGAGAUUAUGAGGGAGAAGGAGAAGGCUGGGAAUCAGGGCGGAAGGAAGAGUAAGAAGGGAAAGGGCAGAGAUGAUGAGGUUUGGGAUGUGGACAUGUUCUCUGAAUGGGCCAAUGGAGUAUUCGAUGUUAAGGGGAUCGAUGGAUUUGAAGGGGGUAGCAUCAGGGGUGGGAGUGCAUGGGGCCGGCCGACGAGCUACAACGGGAGCGUGUAUUCGAGGUGA